Calypte anna (Anna's hummingbird) is the source of this 5295-nucleotide messenger RNA. RefSeq names its product ubiquitin family domain containing 1 (gene UBFD1). The record is from RefSeq and is a predicted model, not a curated record. NCBI's taxonomy places the organism in Eukaryota, Metazoa, Chordata, Aves, Apodiformes, Trochilidae. Gene Ontology annotation, molecular function: RNA binding; cadherin binding.
ACGCGGGACGGGGUUCGAGACAGCGCUCCCCGCCUCGGCGGGUGGGGUGGUGGGGUUGUGGGGCUCCGGGCCUCCGGGGUUCCGCGACUCCGGAGCUUUGCUCCGGGCCUCCGGGGGCGCGGCCUGCGAAGCCCACACAGCCCAGCGGGCCGGGCUACGGCAGCCGGGCGGGCCCACGAGGCGGUGUCUCGCGUUUCCCGGCGUGCCCCGCGGCGGAUUGUACACAAUCAUCAUGGCCGCCGCCGAUGGUGCCGAGGAACCGGGCAUGGAGGCGGAGGAGCUGGCGCCGGGCUGCGGCGGGGGAACGGCUCAGGCGCGGCAGCGAGGUCCCCGCAGGACCCGGAGACCGUCAGCAACGGCGGCGAGGAGGAGGGCGGGAAGGAGCAGGUGGAGCUGAAGGUGAUCUGGAACAAGAACAAGUACGAUGUGAAGUUCUGCCUGGACGGCACCGGCGCGGAGCUGAAGCAGAAGAUCCACUCCCUGACAGGCCUCCCACCCGCUAUGCAGAAAGUGAUGUUCAAGGGACUGCUGCCGGAGGAGAAGACGCUGCGGGAAAUCAAAGUGACAAACGGAGCGAAAAUCAUGGUCGUUGGCUCCACCAUCAAUGAUGUGUUAGCGGUGAAUACGCCCAAAGAAGCUGCUCAGCAGGAGGUCAAAGCUGAAGAAAAUAAAAAGGAGCCGCUCUGCAGGCAAAAGCAACACAGAAAAGUGUUGGAUAAAGGAAAACCUGAUGAUGUGAUGCCUUCAGUUAAAGGUGUUCAGGAACGCCUGCCGACAGUGCCAAUUUCUGGCAUGUACAACAAGUCAGGGGAAAAAACUGACCUUUAACUUGAGCAGGACCGUUGGAUGUGGGCAGACUUGACUGUGAGGAGCUUGGUACAGUCCCUGGUAGUCAGUCCUGAAUGUUCUUACAGCUGGACCAGCUUUCCCUGUGAGAGAACAGAAAAGUUACCCAUGGGGUCCAUUAAAAAUGUGGUGAGUGAACCUAUUGAAGGACAUGAGGAUUAUCACAUGAUGGCAUUUCAGCUGGGCCCAACAGAAGCAUCUUACUACUGGGUCUAUUGGGUGCCCACUCAAUAUGUUGAUGCAAUCAAAGACACGGUGCUGGGGAAGUGGCAGUAUUUUUGAAAGCACGCUCACCUCUGGCACAGGAAAAUGACACAAAGCUAAGGACACUGCUGGGAGAGGCCUCCAACAUCCCUGGAUGUGAUAGUCCUGGAACUUAUUAAUAAAACAUGAUAAACGAGGCACUGAUGGAAGCCAGAGGUGAUGUUCUUUCACCAUUAGUUUACUUUUAACUUAAAAAUUUCACCAUCCCUUUUCUGCAGUCAACUUCAACCAUAUUUAAAGCAAAUACAAUGGAAAUCAAUAAAUCUUAAUUCACAAAAUACUGUGUGUAAUACACUUAAAUCUGCUGAGAGUUGAUCUUCCAAUUUAGUUUUAAAACGGAAAUGUUACAAUGUAUUACUGAGGAUUUUUUACAUGGUUUGAACAAAACCAAAUAUUUUCAUAACCUUUCAGUUACAAGCAUUAGCCUUUAGUUACUUGGUUGUGACUGAGAACUUCAGAAACCCUUUUUUAAAAAUAAAUUUUAACCAGUAUGCAAAAGUGAUGUUUAUUAAGCCAUAUUCUGCUGGCCCUUUUGUUUCAGGUUUAACUCUUUGGUAGCAAAACUAUUAUUUUUUUUUUAACCCAAAGAUGCCCUGCUCUUUUGGGGUUUUUUGUUUGUUUCCCCCCCCCCCCCAUCCUCCUUUGUUUCUCAGUACUGGAAGCUCUGGGUUGGUCUCUGUGUGGUGUGUUUGGAGCAGACAAAUACCCCUGUGGAUGUUCCCAGUGCUGCUUCUGUCCCCUCUCAUGCCCCCCUGGUGGCUGCCUCCCACCUGCACACCCCUUGGCUCCUGCUCUGACUCCUGACAUGUUUUUCUGAGAAUUUUUUGUUUUGAUCCUGCAUGUCACAUUCUGGAAUACUUUUGCAGCUGCUGUGGUGACACUGCUCUGUCUGAGGGUGCUGCCUGGGGGGAACAGUGACCCCACCUCACUGAAGGGUAACCCCAGAGACCUUCCUGCCCCUGCAGGGCAGGGACAAGCUCAGAUGCCAUUUGGGAUCUUAAAUAACAGGAGCAGGCUUUGGUACCCUGUAUUUGAAAAUGUGAUCUUAUUCACUGAAUCUUACCAAAUUGGAAACAUCUAUUCAGCAAUUGGUUUUUGGGGUUUUUUAAAUUUUAUUUAAAUAACCUUUCAGCUUUUCUCUUGCUCAAGUUUACAGGAAGUUCUUGCCCCUCAUCCUGUCUGAAGUAAUGCUUCUUGCCUUUGGUUGUGGCAUCCUGCCUGUCAUCUCAGCAAUCCAUGUGCCAUUUCUCUCAGGUUUUGUGAAUGAGCCUUUCAGUGCUGAAGGGAUGCAGGCCCUGGGCAGGUGGUGUUGUGCAGCCAGGUGGGGUCAGUCUGGCUCUGUGCAGAACCUGCAGCUCACAGAUCACUCCAGGUUUUAGCACUGGGUUUGCUCAGUGCAAGUAACUCAACGUUUUGUGGAACUGGUGUUGCAGGAAUAGCUGAUCUUGAUCUAUUUAUUCCAUGUCCAUUUUUCACUCGCCUCAAAAGAGCCUGGUUGAAACUCAGCAGGUGCAAAUUCCCAGAUAAGUAUUUAUUUUAUUUCUAUUUUAUUCUGAGAGGCUGAGAAAAGCAUUCACUUCAUGGUGUGUUUAGGUUCUGUGUUUACCUGUAGACUCUUGAUAGCAACAUAAGCAGUUUCUGGUUUGUAUUUUCAGUUAGAACAUUCAUGCAAUACAAAUUUUAAAGGUGUUUCAUAUCCUCCAUAUAAACUAGUGAUGUGCUUGUUCUCGUAGCUUGAGGUAUUUCCUUGCUGUGUCCCAGCCACCAGCUGCGUGUCCUGGCAUAAAGGGCUGGAGCUGGGUGGGCUCCUGAGCAGCCCCUUCCCUGGGGCCAGAGCAGGCAGGGGAGUUCAUGGGAGAUACAGUUGGGAAUUAAAUGCAGCUGACACACUUCUAAUUGCCAACCCUGGUGCUAAGGCUUAAAUUUCAAUUUCAGUACCUGGUGGGAAGCACACACUACAGCAUGGAGAGGACUGGGGACGUGGGCUUUCUGUGUCACUUGGGGCCACCUCUGCACUCCUGUCCUGUUGGCUCUGUGCUCACCAUCUCCCUUGGGCCUGUCUGUGCAUCCAUCAUGUUCUGUUUUCCUUCCCUGUCUGUUCCUUUGCCUGCUCCUUGCCAGGUUGUGCACUUGAGCUGCCAGGGCCUCUGUGCUGGAUGCCCCUGCCCUGGUGGGACCCUGGUGCAGGGGUCAGUGCUGUGCCCGUGUCCCUCCUGUGCCAGGUACAAUCCAUAGCAAAAGAAACUGAAUAUAAAAACUGUGUACAAAGCAGCUUUAAAUACAGAAAAGACAAACUGAGAAAGUGUGUUCCUACUUAGGUGAUGCUUUUUCGAGGCAGAUUUGAUUUGAAAAAGGAAGUUGUUUCACUUUUUUGUUCUCAGUGCAAAGUUUGAAUUAAAAUACAGGGAAGUGAUGCUUAUAUAAAAUGUUAUAACUGGUGUUUGUUGGCUUACUGCAGUAGGUUUCUUGGGAGUCCUUUGACAUGAAUAUUCCAGCUGAACUUAGCAGCACUGCUUUUAAAGUCCUUUCUUUUUCAGAGUGAUGUGGAGCUUUGUAUCUUCUGGUAUGUACUGAUUUUUCCAAGGCAAUGUUUGGCAUUAACUAAUGGUCAUUAACAUCUAAGAAAACACCAUCUCUUGCUCAGUAGUGUCACAGUGUCACAGCUCUCCUGACUGAGGCGCUGUUUGCUGGGCAGCUCCAGCAUAGCACAGGGUACUGUGGAGGAGCCUGGCAAUUGGUCCUCAGCCAGACACAAAUCUUGUGAGUAAACUGCAAAUAUAAUCAGCAUUUUGAGUUGGCUUAUAAAGAUUGUUUUGAGAUUCAAUGUGUAAUCUUCCAUAGGAAGUUUAUGGUAAUAUCUGAUGAUUUCUGUGCAAAAUUUAGUUCAGUUAAACUACAAUUCAAACAUCUCUUUUCACUGGAGAUCUGUUCCCUGGUCUGUGCAAUUCCCUAUGAGCAUUUUGGGGUAUGAAGUUGUAUCAAGUGCUUUGCAGAUUUAUUAAUAGGGCAUUAAAGCACCCAUAGUGCAAACUUGGGUUUCCAGGGGCAGAGCUGGUGGGCAGUGUCUCCCUACACCCAGCUGCAGCCCUGAGCUCUCCAUGGGUGCAGCUCAGCUGUGUGCUGAGUACUCUGCCCAGCACUGUGGAUUCUUUCUCUCCUUAUCCUGAGCUCAGUAUUCCUUCCUUCUCUGUCCGCACAUCCCAAGUUGUAAACAUUUCCUGGGUCAGUAUUGCACUGGAAUGCAGAAGUUCAUCCCUGAACCUGGCUUGUGUUUGAGCAGAGACUGUACCUUGUGUGAAGAUCUUGUAUUACCCACAAGUUUUUCCUAUCAAGUUUAAGUCAAUCAUUAAUUUCUGUUAAUGAGACUUGGUAAGAAAUGUAACUGAAAUAAGGAUGUUACAAUGAUGGAAAAGGAAAAAAAUGACCUGAAUCCAAGGAACCAGAGAAGCCCCAGCUAAUAAGCCACAUGUGCACAACCUGCUGCAGUCUGUACUUGAUGCAGUUCCACCCAUUGCUUCUUCAUCCUUUAAGGGCCGAAGAGGAACAAUUCCCUCACAGUGACACUGUCCAGGUGCCAUAUUGUGGUGGUCUGUCCAGGCACUCCCCUCCCACCACAGGGAUGCAGUGGGUGCUCCCUGGGCUCGCUGCCACAGGGUUUCUGUCCAGACUUUCCUUCUGCUGUUUACUUGGUUUAUGUUUUCCUCUGUAACUUGUUUUUUCCUAUGGAGCCAUUUUCUUUUCCAGCUCUGUACUCCAGACUUUUGACACCUGCUAGGGUGAGGUUGUUCCCAUCUCAGUUUUGGUGUCCUCAUCACUGGGGGGAGGAAGGGGACCAGGAGAGUUGUAGCAAGUCUUGUAUGAAGCAUCUGUCUGCCUUACCCUUAGCCAAGGAUUUGCUUUCUCCAGCUCAUGGAAGUUCACAUCUUGUCCAUAUCCUACGCAACUCAUUCUUUGGUUUUUAUAUUAAAUAAAGUCUUAGAUGUUUGUGUCCACUGCUGAUUUAUUUUAAAUGGAAUAUGUAAGUACCAUGUAUUGCAAUAUUUUUAAAUAAUCUAUUGCCUAUUUCAGGGGAGGAGGAGAUGACAAAUAUUUAGUCUUAGAUUUGCACUGCUGGAUUUUUUAAGUGACUGCUUAUCCUAUUGUUUUAUUCUGUAAGAUUAGUCUUAUCAAUUAAAAUUUGAUAAU